Molecule: messenger RNA, 1730 nt
Organism: Salvia hispanica
Lineage: Eukaryota; Viridiplantae; Streptophyta; Magnoliopsida; Lamiales; Lamiaceae
Product: aldehyde dehydrogenase family 2 member C4-like
Molecular function (GO): oxidoreductase activity, acting on the aldehyde or oxo group of donors, NAD or NADP as acceptor
Source: RefSeq, a predicted model, not a curated record
AAUUAGAAUUAUCACACACAAUUAAGAGAGAGAAACACACACACACACAUACACAAGAGAGAGGAAGAGAUGAGUGGUGAAAGAAAUGGGCAUGUGGAGAAAUCGACGAUCUCGAUUCCUCAAGUGAAGUUCACAAAGCUCUUCAUCAAUGGAGAAUUCGUCGAUUCUAUUUCAGGGAAAACCUUUGAUACAAUUGAUCCAAGAAGUGAAGAAGUGAUUGCUAAGGUUGCUGAAGGAGAUAAGGAAGAUGUGGAUAUAGCGGUCAAGGCUGCCCGUGAGGCCUUCGAUCACGGCCCAUGGCCCAGACUGCCCGGAUCUGAAAGGAGGAGAAUAAUGCUGAAAUUUGCAGACCUAAUCGAGCAAAAUCUAGAAGAGCUAGCUGGCAUCGACGCAAUUGAUGCGGCAAACUUGUAUAGUUUGGGGAAGAUGAUGUUGAUCAACAACGGAAUCGAACAGUUUCGCUACUACGCUGGCGCAGCCGACAAAAUUCACGGCGAAACCUUGAAAAUGUCGAGACCGCUGCACGGCUAUACGUUGCUCGAGCCGGUUGGCGUGGUCGGACACAUAACUCCGUGGAAUUUUCCGACUCAGAUGUUCUCCAUGAAAGUCGCGCCGGCACUCGCAGCCGGCUGCACGAUGGUUGUCAAGCCGGCAGAACAAACUCCCCUUUCUGCUCUGUUUUAUGCUCAUUUGGCCAAACUGGCUGGUGUGCCAGAUGGGGUCAUAAACGUCGUGACGGGCUAUGGAUCUACGGUUGGUGCUGCAAUCAGCUCCCAUAUGGACAUUGACAUGGUGAGUUUUACGGGGUCGACAGCGACAGGACACCGGAUAAUGCAAGCGGCGGCGACUAGCAACUUAAAGCAAGUUUGCCUAGAAUUGGGCGGCAAGUCUCCUUUCAUCGUGUUCGACGAUGUCGAUGUUGAUAAGGUUGCUCCUCUUGCUCUCAGUGCUUGUUUCUUCAACCAGGGCCAAAUAUGUGUGGCUGGGACUCGUCUCUUCAUUCAAGAAGGAAUCUAUGAUAAAUUCGUAGCUAGAUUGUUGGAGCUCCUGAAAACAUGGGUUGUUGGUGACCCUUUUGAUCCAAAUGUUAAUCAAGGCCCACAAGUUGAUAAAAAACAAUUUGAAAGGGUUCUCUCUUAUAUUGAGCUAGGCAAGAAGGAAGGGGCCACAUUGUUGACCGGCGGCAAGCCCCUUGAUCGCAAGGGAUACUAUAUCGAGCCUACUAUAUUCACUGAUGUCACGGAUGACAUGACCAUAGCCCAAGAAGAAAUUUUUGGACCCAUUAUGUCAAUCAUGAAAUUCAAGAGUAUGGAAGAGGUCAUAAAGAGGGCAAACAACAUAAAGUAUGGAUUGGCAGCUGGGAUCAUGACAAACAACCUUGACACUGCAAACACAGUUUCAAGAUCCAUCAAAGCCGGAUCAAUUUGGAUAAAUUGCUAUUUUGCAUUUGACAAUGAUGCACCAAUUGGAGGCUAUAAAAUGAGUGGAUUUGGGAAGGAUAUGGGGAUGGAUGCUCUUCACAAAUAUCUUCAAGUCAAAUCUGUUGCAACCCCAAUAUAUAACUCUCCAUGGCUGUGAUUUCACUUGAUUUUGGGACAUAACACUACUCAUGUCCUAUGUUGAUUUCCACUAUUUGCUUUUGUGAUCUUGGUGAUAAGUAUUUGUAAUGUAGUGUCUUUAUUUUUGGUGUUUGUAUGUGGAAUAAAAUUGGCAUGUCUUUUUCUUGGCAA